AUGUCCAAACAUCUUCCGCGAUCGCACGCCAGCAAGCUUCCCCCGACACACCAACUGUACAAGAGUCUACUAGCCCUUGUAUCGUUGCUGCCCAAUCUCUCCAACGCACUGCCCCUUCCCGUGAAGGGGCUAGUUGCGAGGGGGAUCAUUCACACUGCCAGCAAACACCACGAGCCGCUGUCUGACGGCGAAUUCUACAUGUACAUGGUGGCGUCGAUCUCGCUGGUUCUGCUCGGCGGUGUUUUUGCCGGUCUCACGCUGGGCCUGAUGGGUCAGGACGAGCUGUACCUAAAGGUGAUCGCCGACAGCGGGACGCCUAGCGAGCGCAAGUGGGCGCACGACGUGCUGAAGCUGAUUGGCCGCGGCAAGCACUGGGUGCUUGUGACGCUGCUGCUGUCGAACGUGAUCACCAACGAGACGCUGCCGGUGAUGCUCGACCGGUUUCUGGGCGGCGGGUUUGCGGCCGUUUUCUCUGCCACCGCGUCGAUCGUGAUUUUCGGCGAGAUCAUCCCGCAGUCCGUGUGUGUCCGGUACGGCCUGCAACUCGGAGCGUACUUCGCGCCCUUUGUGCUCGUUCUGAUGUACCUGAUGUACCCUGUGGCGUACCCGAUUGCGCUGCUGCUGGACUACAUUCUGGGCCAGGACCACGGCACCGCGUACCGCAAGUCCGGUCUCAAGACGCUCGUCACGCUGCACAAAACCAUGGGCGUCGAGCGACUCAACCAGGACGAGGUCACCAUCAUCAGCGCAGUGCUGGACCUGAAGGAGAAGCCGGUGUGUGCGAUCAUGACCCCGAUCGACAAGGUGUACACGCUGCCCUCGGACCGCAUUCUGGACGAGGAGGUGGUUGAGGAGAUCUUCAACGCUGGGUUCUCGCGGAUCCCGAUCCAUCUGCCUGGCGAGCCAACCAAUUUCGUUGGCAUGCUGCUGGUGCGGAUUCUGAUCAGCUACGACCCGGAGGACGCGCUGCCCGUUUCGUCUUUCCCGCUGGCCACGCUGCCGGAGACGUCGCUGGACACCUCGUGUCUGAACAUUCUGAACUACUUCCAGGAAGGAAAGUCGCAUAUGGUGAUUGUGAGCACGACGCCCGGCAUGGACACCGGCGCCGUGGGAGUGCUGACGCUGGAGGACGUUAUCGAGGAGCUGAUUGGCGAGGAGAUCGUCGACGAAAGCGACGUCUACAUCGACGUGAACAAGAACAUCCGGCGCAGCAUCCCCGGCCCGCUGGCCAAGAAAAACGUCUCGUCGUACCUGCACAGCCUGUACUCCUCGAGAGCCAACUCGCAGAACUCGCAGACCAGACAGUCGUCUCCUCCGGCGCCCGCGUACUACCCGAAACGCGAUAGCCAGGACACCGAGACACCGCGCGAGAACAGCACGCUCAGAAUCAAGUCGCCGCCGGUGGAGCCAGUACACAACACACAGAUCAACUCGACGACCGCCAACGGCAUCAAGCCGUCGAACCUGGCCGUCAACCCGCUGCAGACGAACAACACUCACGUGACCAUCAAGAAACAGCCCCAGCUGGACCCGCGGCCGGAGCACGUGGCGCGCAACUACGGUUCUGCCGAGGAGAACGGCGACGCGUCUGCCGACGCCCACAAGAAGCCGACAGCGCGCAAACUCUCGUCCACUCAGCACAAGGGCGUGCAGAAACGGUUCACCAUUCCGACCCAAAAGAGUGAGCGGUCGUCGGUUGACCUGUCGGACGUCCAGCACCAAACGUCGCCGUUGCCGUCUGCGGCCUCCGAACUGACCGAGCACACCGUCGGCCUGCCGAUGGCGUCGAGCCACUCGACCAGGAGCAACAGCGGGAUCAUUGAGAACAUUGUGAGCGUGCGCGGAGUGAGCAAGACCGUCAUUGGCGAGAGCGCGGUGAGCGAGGCGAUGGACAUUGGCGACGAGAACGACGCGGGUGACCCGACGCACAGCGAGAAGGUGCCGUUUCUCAAGAAGGAGAACGGCUCCAGGCCGCGCCGGGACUCGAAACGGUUCUGGGACUGGGGCUAG
Ogataea angusta is the source of this 2010-nucleotide messenger RNA. RefSeq lists its product as uncharacterized. The transcript has a single exon. The coding region runs from base 1 to 2010 and encodes 669 amino acids. Lineage: Eukaryota; Fungi; Ascomycota; Pichiomycetes; Pichiales; Pichiaceae. The record is from RefSeq and is a predicted model, not a curated record. Gene Ontology annotation, biological process: magnesium ion homeostasis. Gene Ontology annotation, cellular component: intracellular membrane-bounded organelle.